CAGCCAAUAACGAUUAGUUAUUCAAGGUAUCUAACCUAAACCGACUUCAAAAUAAUCUUGUACACAAAGCAGAAAGAAAUUGCAAAAAUGACUACAUCGAAAGAAUUAAACUUAGCCAGGAAGAGUCUCGUGACUUCGCUUGGCGAAAAUGCAAAAGCGUAUUUUGAGAAGAUGAAGCUGUGGUUCCAAAUGAAGACCACAAAGGAAGAAUUUGAUUGCGAAGCACGUAAUCUUAUGACAGAAGACCAAGUCCGUUUACAUAAUGAGUUCUUAUUGUGUCUCUUUAAUAAAGUUCGUGGAUUAGCCACUGUUACGCCAACCUAUAAGAUUGAUAGAGAUAAAAUCUCUAAGGAAAGAAGACUGAGAUUAAAACGCAAAUAUAAGACUGAUAAAUCAAACUUUGAGCCAGCUGAUAUGUACGUGGAAGUAUUGGGUCAAACUUCGUCGCCUGUCGGUGAUGAACCUAUAGGUGCCAAUCGUUCCAGCGCCCAAGAACUCGUAUUACCGGAUCGGACUUUUGUGCUCGCUCGAUUGAUGCUCGCGGCCUGGGAAAAUAAUAUGGACGGAGCUGAAGAGAAUACCGCGCAUAUUAUUAUAGCCGCGACACAAAUUUUCUUGAAAAAUAUACUCACUGCUGUUUUCACACGAAGAAAAGGAUACGCUGUUUGUGACGGUUCCUUUAUCUAUAAUAUAGGAGAACCAGUGCCCAGUUCAUGGAAAAAAAACUCCAUGUACAUAAAUCCAUUCUGUUCAGAGCCGACAGAGGUGAUGGAACCUUAUGGACAAAUUCCUGCAUCAAAACCCAACUUUGAAGAAGCUGAACAAGCCACUGCAUUUUCAUAUGCUUGUUCCACACAAAUUACUCGCCCACCAUUAAAACCAGUGAGCACAGCCGACUUACAGUAUGCAUUAAAGAUUUAUAAAAAUCUCGUUAGUAAUCACACUAUAUAUGCUACCAAUAUGGAGCGAUUGUAUACAUAUGCUACUCAUCCAACAUGGGAGGAUUUGGAAGCAAGGAAAUUAUUAUGUCAAUCUUCAACAUGAAGGACAGAUGUAUGUACAAAUGAUUUAAAUGUAUCUUCUAUAAAUAUUUUCUCUGUUUGUAUUAUAUAAUCUUCAAUUUUAUUAAGAUAAAAUUGUUCAAAAAUUAUUUGUUAUUACACCUAAUCUUAUUUUGUAAAUAUAAAAUAUAGUCUAGACAUAUCUGAGUCAAUUAAAAUGGGGAUAUACAAUAAAGUUUUACUUAAUAUCA
This is a messenger RNA of Formica exsecta, 1252 nucleotides long. RefSeq names its product transcriptional adapter 1-like. The record is from RefSeq and is a predicted model, not a curated record. Gene Ontology annotation, molecular function: transcription coactivator activity. Lineage: Eukaryota; Metazoa; Arthropoda; Insecta; Hymenoptera; Formicidae. Gene Ontology annotation, cellular component: SAGA complex. Gene Ontology annotation, biological process: regulation of transcription by RNA polymerase II. The transcript has 6 exons. Bases 88 to 1044 code for a protein of 318 amino acids.